ACGGGACUUUCUUUAAAAUAUAAUCCCCCAGGUUGUUACAGUUUAGCAGAAUAACAAAAGGAAGAUUUCCAGUGGACGCGGACAGCGGUCUCCCCGGGGGAGAUUAGACCGUUAGCCCUGUUAUCCUCCCGGUACCUGGGAUUAGCUAACGUUAGCUGGCCCGGCUAACAAGCUAAUAACAACAACAAGGCUGUGGAGCUGUCUGCAAGGAGAUUUCGAGGAACAUGUCUGAGUCCAGCGGCCUGAUCGAAGUGACUGUGAAGACUCUGGACUCCCAGAGCAGGAGCUACACAGUUCGAGGACAGCUGACAGUGAAGCAGUUCAAGGAGCACAUCGCUUCAUCAGUGGAGAUCCCAGUGGACAAGCAGAGGCUCAUCUACCAGGGCAGAGUGCUGCAGGAUGACAGGACGCUUACUGAAUACAAUGUAGAUGGGAAGGUAAUCCACCUGGUGGAGCGUGCCCCACCUCAGGCCAGCAUGUCUGGGUCUGGGUCUGGGGGUGCGGGUGUUUCCACUGGGGGGGCAGAGGGCAGCAGCCAUGCCUCCACCUCCUCCCAGGGUGCACUGCAUGACCGCAACAGCAACAGCUACGUGAUGCUGGGUACCUUCAACCUGCCUGUCAACAUCAUGGACCCUCAGCAGAUACAGAUGUCUGUACAGCAGAUGAUGGCUGGAGUCAGUGAAGCUGGGAGGAAUGCCAGGGUCAGCACCAGCUCCGGG
Messenger RNA from Plectropomus leopardus (leopard coralgrouper), 719 nucleotides. Lineage: Eukaryota; Metazoa; Chordata; Actinopteri; Perciformes; Serranidae. The record is from RefSeq and is a predicted model, not a curated record.